AUGGCAAAACAGUUCCCGCACGUCACAUAUCCAGACGCUGCGUCACAAAAUCCGCUGACAUCAGCCGGUUCUCAAUCUAACCAGACCUCGCCGCCGAAAUAUCCUUCCCCAUGGGCAAGUGGAGCAGGCGAUUGGGCGGAUGCUUGGAAGAGGGCAACGGAUGUUGUGAGCCAAUUGACGCUGGAAGAGAAGGUCAAUAUCACUACUGGUACGGGAUGGGCACUCGAUGACUGUGUAGGCAACACUGCUUCAGUUCCCAGGUUCGGCAUCCGAUCAUUAUGCAUGCAGGAUUCGCCAACUGCCAUGCGAUUUGGUGAUUUCAACUCGGUCUUCCCCUCUGGCGUCAAUUUGGCAGCAGCAUGGAGUAGAGGAUUUGCUAUCGCGCGUGGAGUAGCAAUGGGAGAAGAGUUUCGUGACAAGGGCGUGAACGGCCUUCUGGGACCUGUAGCUGGACCAUUGGGCCGCAGCCCUGAGGGAGGCCGCAACUGGGAAGGCUUUAGUUCUGAUCCCUAUCUGACUGGUGUGUUGUUUGCAGAGACCGUUAGAGGUAUUCAGAGCACCGGACGAAUGGCUGUCGGCAAGCACUUCAUCGGCAACGAACAAGAACAUUUCCGACAAGUGCCCGAGACGACGCAAUUCGACCUGGGAAACAUCACCUAUCCAGGCUCGUCCAACAUCGAUGACACAACUCUACAUGAGCUCUAUCUAUGGCCAUUCGCAGAUGCUGUACGCGCAGGCUUGGUGUCGAUCAUGUGCAGCUACAACCGCAUCAACAACUCCGACGCUUGUCAGAAUUCUUACCUUCAGAAUUACAUCUUGAAAGACGAGCUAGGCUUCCAAGGCUUCAUCAUGUCCGAUUGGCAGGCGACGCACUCGGGUGUCAGCUCAGUCUUGGCAGGUCUCGACAUGACGAUGCCUGGUGAUGUCGAAUUCGAUACAUCGACCAGCUAUUUUGGCCCGAAUUUGACAAUCGGAGUUCUCAAUGGCUCCAUCCCCCAAUGGCGUCUGGACGACAUGGCAACACGCAUCCUCGCCGCCUGGUACUUUGUCGAUGGCGACAGCGAGGAGAAUAACAAGCCCACCAACUUCAAUUCUUGGACCCUCGACACCUAUGGAUCUUUCCACAGCUAUGUCGGCCCUGAGUACGGAUACGGUCUGAUCAAUGAACACGUUGACGUCCGUCAACAGCACGGCGCCUUGAUCAGAGCCAUCGGUAGUGCUUCCACUAUUCUUCUCAAGAAUGUCAACAACACUCUGCCGUUGACUGGUCAUGAAAAGCUUACCGCAGUCUUUGGAGAGGAUGCUGGGCCCAACCUUGAAGGGCCAAAUGGGUGCGCGGAUCGUGGAUGUGCUCAAGGUACUGUCGCUAUCGGCUGGGGAAGCGGGACUGGAAACUUUCCGUACCUGAUCACACCUGAUGCAGCGAUCCAGCGCGAGAUCACAGAUCACUAUGGCGCAUAUGAGUCUAUUCUGUCCAACGGUGCUUUGACGCAGAUUCAAGCCCUUGCCAGACGGGCCGCGCAAGUCGGAGGUGUCUGUCUCGCCUUUGCGAAUGCGGAUUCUGGCGAAGGUUUCUUGCAUCCAGACAGCAAUUGGGGAGAUCGCAACAAUCUCACCUUCUGGCAAGGCGCACCCGCCAUGCUGAGGAAUGUUACCUCGAACUGCAACAACACCGUCUUGGUCAUUCACUCGACUGCCCAAAUAGAGAUCCAGGAAUGGAAAGAUCACCCCAACGUGACUGCGAUACUGUGGGCUGGUCUUCCAGGAGAGCAGUCCGGAAACAGCUUGGCAGAUGUACUGUAUGGAAGAAUAAACCCUGGCGCCAAGCUUCCCUUCACGAUUGGUCGUAACCGAUCUGACUAUGGUACUGAUUUGCUAUACUAUCAGAAUGGUCCGGUACCCCAGUUCGACUUUGAGGAAGGUGUAUUCGUCGACUACCGAACCUUCGACCAUCGCGAGAUCGAGCCUACGUAUGAAUUUGGUUUCGGCAUGAGUUACACGACCUUCAACUACAGCAAUCUCGAAGUCAGCAAAACCAACGCUGGUCCAUACACGCCGACUCAGCGCAACACUGAGCCCGCACCAACUUACGGAACCAUUGACAAUGAUACCUCUGCCCACGUCUUCCCCGAGAAUGCUACUCGAAUCCCCUAUUUCAUCUAUCCAUGGAUCAACAGCAGCGACCUCCAAGAUUCAUACGGCUGGACAGAUUAUGGCGACGACUCGUUCAUCCCGGAGGGUGCUCGAGAUGGCUCAUCUCGACCUAUUUCACCAGCUGGCGGCGCCCCUGGCGGGAACCCUGCACUCUGGGAUGUCCUGUACGAAGUCACAGUCAACAUUACAAACACUGGCAAAGUCGUCGGUGAUGAAGUUGCUCAGCUCUACGUUUCUCUCGGUGGCGAAUAUAAUCCUAAGAUUGUCCUGAGAGGGUUUGAGCGAGUCCCAAUCCAACCUGGCGAGACUGUCAAGGUCAAUUUCGAUCUUCUGCGUCGAGAUAUCAGUAACUGGGAUACGGUCAGUCAGAACUGGGUCAUCACAGAUGCGCCGAAGAAGGUUUAUGUAGGUGCUUCGAGCAGGAAUUUGCCGUUGCAGGCGGAUUUGGACGUGAGUGGUUACUAG
Messenger RNA from Pseudocercospora fijiensis CIRAD86, 2619 nucleotides. RefSeq names its product glycoside hydrolase family 3 protein. The transcript has 3 exons. Bases 1 to 2619 code for a protein of 872 amino acids. The record is from RefSeq and is a predicted model, not a curated record. Gene Ontology annotation, molecular function: beta-glucosidase activity. NCBI's taxonomy places the organism in Eukaryota, Fungi, Ascomycota, Dothideomycetes, Mycosphaerellales, Mycosphaerellaceae. Gene Ontology annotation, biological process: glucan catabolic process.